Messenger RNA from Antechinus flavipes (yellow-footed antechinus), 6997 nucleotides. RefSeq names its product magnesium transporter 1 (gene MAGT1). The record is from RefSeq and is a predicted model, not a curated record. Gene Ontology annotation, cellular component: oligosaccharyltransferase complex. Bases 165 to 1181 code for a protein of 338 amino acids. NCBI's taxonomy places the organism in Eukaryota, Metazoa, Chordata, Mammalia, Dasyuromorphia, Dasyuridae. The transcript has 10 exons.
GAGGGCUCAAACGGAAGGGAGAAGGCGGGGCGUCUUUUGUGAUCUACACCAAUGAACGAACGCGCCCUGGUGGGCCGUUUCCUACUCCCGCCCCUGCCAUCCCCGGCAGAGGAAAGUUUCUCUCCGGCGGGCUAGGGCUGGGAGAGUAGCGGAGCGGAGCAGCCAUGGCUGUCGGUUGGCGGGUCUGGUGCGUGCCGGCGGUGGCGGCGCUGGCGCUGGCGCUGCUCUUCGUGGCUUGUCGCUUCCCCUCUGCCUCUGCCUUCCGCAGAAAGGAGAUGGUGUUGUCAGAAAAGGUUAGUCAGCUGAUGGACUGGGCCAGCAAGAGAGCAGUGAUAAGAAUGAAUGGGGAUAAAUUCCGUCGUUUUGUCAAGGGAUCACCAAAGAACUACUCAGUGAUUGUGAUGUUCACAGCUCUUGAGCCUCAUCGACAGUGUCUGGUGUGCCGGCAAGCUGAUGAAGAGUUCCAUAUUUUGGCCAACUCCUGGAGAUAUUCCAAUGCAUUUACCAACAAGAUAUUUUUUGCUAUGGUAGAUUUCGAUGAUGGGUCUGAUGUGUUUCAGAUGCUAAAUAUGAAUUCGGCUCCAACUUUCAUGAACUUCCCUGCCAAAGGAAAGCCAAAACAGAGUGAUACAUAUGAGUUACAAGUUCGGGGUUUUUCAGCUGAACAGAUUGCCCGGUGGAUAGCUGAUCGAACCGAUGUCAAUAUUCGAAUAAUAAGGCCUGCAAAUUAUGCUGGCCCCCUUAUGUUAGGAUUGCUUUUGGCUGUUAUUGGUGGCCUUGUUUAUCUUCGAAGAAGUAAUCUAGAUUUUCUUUUUAACAAAACUGGAUGGGCUUUUGCAGCUUUGUGUUUUGUACUUGCAAUGACCUCUGGACAGAUGUGGAACCAUAUAAGAGGACCACCGUAUGCUCAUAAGAAUCCCCAUACAGGACAGGUGAAUUACAUACAUGGAAGCAGCCAGGCCCAGUUUGUAGCUGAAACACACAUCGUCCUUCUGUUUAAUGGUGCUGUUACUCUGGGGAUAGUGCUUUUGUGUGAAGCCAUCACAUCUCACAUGGAUAUUGGAAAAAGAAAGCUAAUGUGUGCCGUUGGCAUUGUGCUGGUCGUGGUGUUUUUCAGUUGGAUGCUCUCUGUCUUCAAGUCUAAAUACCAUGGCUAUCCCUACAGUUUCCUGAUGAAUUAAAAAGAAGCAAAUCAACGCUGGAACAUUAAAGCUUAAACACUGUAUAUAUUGUGUUGGAACAGUGCAAAAUGUGUAUGGUUCAUAUUACCUCUCUUGAAAAGGAUUGAGAUUGUGUUAAAAAAUUGAACCAAAGAGUGAUGUGUAGUGCCUUAAUGUUAACAAGCAGUUUGCUUUAAAAGUCCAUGCAGUGUUAGGACAAAUCUCCCUUCUGUUGUUAACCUCCCUAUCCCAGUGAGCUUUACAAAACAUUUAACCUCGUGGAAUUCAGAGUUUUUUAGACAGAGUAUGUUUUGGGAAUAAAAGAAAAUCUUGUAGUAGCACUACUUCAGUCUAAUUUGAGGAAUUCCUUUUUGUUAAUUUUUAGUCACCUGAUAAAAUAUUUUUCUACUCCAGUGUGAAGAGAUAUCUUGAUCAAUCUUUAUCUAUCCAGCAAUUUCAGAUAACUGUAAUAAACAUCCACUACCCAUUUUCCCUUUUUCUUCCCAUGGAAUUGAGGCUUUGCACAUCUGUCUUUUAGGUUGAGAAACCAGAUGUGCUGUGUUGCCUCCUAAAAACAGAACACACUCCCCAUGUGUACAGACCAAGGCUCCCUAAUGGAUAUUUUGCUUAGGUCUUUUCUCCUGAAGCACAUUGCUAUGUAGCUUUAGAUAUGAAAAUGUCACAUUGAAAAGUCGUAUCUGUGGGUGCUAAUAAGCAGUCUUAAACUUAGAGCUUUCAGGUCAAUUUCUUUUCUCCAUUUUUCUUUAAUUUGAGAAAGCUCAUUUAAAACAUGUCAGGUUAGUAACAAAUUAGUCCCACUUCCUAAUUUCCAAAAAAUUUAUUCUAAUUUGAAAUUACUUUGGGAAUCAUGAUAGUAGCUCACUCACAGAGUGAACCUAAACAUUUUCUGAUUAGGAAAAUUUCCUUCAGGUUUAUCUACUUUAAGACAAAGUGUGUGGAAGAUGAUUAAAUAAAGUGAUAAUUAUGAGGACUUCUGGAAAACCACAUGAUGGGUAAUUUGUAUGUGACAGAUAGUACAUGAAUGAAUGUUUAAUUAUAUGAUGAAUUUUUUUCACUUCAGUUACACUUACUAAUUGAUGCUAAGCAUGAUGCCUAGUGACUGUCAAUUAUCCAGUGGUUGGGGUGAACAGGUGGUCAGGCCCUACUAUGCUAAGUUGUUUAAUGUAGACUAAUUGGGUUAAAACAAAUUUUUUUUCAGUUUAAAAAAAAAAAGAAAAGUUCCUGUCCAUGGGCCACAUAUUGGACAUCUAGUUUACCUUGGUUGCUGCCUCUGAGUAUAAAUUAAGUCCCUUGAAAACCUGUGAUUUUUCUAUUUUCUCCCUUCUCCUCCUUCCCCUUGAGGGCCAGCACAGUUGACUUUUUCUGUUCAUAUCCCCAGUACCUUGCAUGGAGUUGGUGCUUAAGAGAAGUUUAUUGAACUAAAUUGAAAUUUGUUCUUCCCAAACUCUUUAAAAAGAGCAAGAUAAAAAUUUAGUAUGUUUUCAACCUUGACAUUCUUCAGUGAUUGAAAAUAAUAUAUAAAAGUUUGCAAAUGAAUUGUUGUAACUCAAAUGAUUCUGCUCCCUAUUUAAGUUUCCUCUGUGGUCACUAACUUUCUGUGAGAACUUAACUUACUAUUUACCAUUAGGUCAAAAUUCACAUUCUCUAAAGCAAAUAGAGUGAUGGUGAGAGAGAGAGAGGGAUACGGAUAAAUGUGCUAGACUGAAAGUAAAGUCCUGCCUUUUUUUUUUUUUUUAAAGCUGUGACUAUUGACAUAUAGAAUAUGUAAGUGAGGCCAUAAGUGAUCACUGUUUAGAAAGGGCCUCCAGACCUCAGAAAAAAGGUAGCUUUUAAAAGCCAUUGUUUAAGGGGAGUGAAUGGUUGCCUUGGUAUUCUUCAAUGUAGCUGUAGCUUAUUUGUUAGUUUAUUGGGAGCCUCAUUUUUAUGCAUCCUCUUGGGUCUUCCUCAGCUAUUACUCAUGAUGGACCCACUAAAUUUAUGCUAUGAUUCCUAAUAGCGAGAUUGGGUGAAGCUGUCUGGCCCCAGAAAAUUGUUAGAAUAUUACUUGUACAGAAAGGUUACAUGUCCUGGAGGUUGAACUAGUAUGUGGAGAAAAGAGAUACUGAUGUAUUCAAAAUUGAGCAUUUCUUUUAUUUGGAUUUUGAAAGUGACUUCUUUCUAAAGUGCCUUAACUGGAUUUAACUGUUUUACAAUCUUAUUUGUAGGCUUUUAAUGAUUUUUAGUUUUUGAACCAGGAGUAGGCAAUUGUAGAAGAGACUUUUAAAACUAAUUCCAAAUUUGAAAUUCUGAUGAUUUUACAAUUUGCAACCCAAAUUACAAUAAACCUGAUAGUUUCAGAUAUCUUUAUUGUCUCUAAGUAUAUCGUGUGCACAUAAGACUGAAAAAUCUUUUUAAAAUUUUUAUAGCCUAUUGGAUUAAACAGAAUAUUUGAGAAGGUCAAUGAAUAGAUAUUUAAAUGUUUUAGGUUUUGUCCUGUUCAAGUAAAUAUUCUUUGUUGGGUCUAUUCUGAAAAAGUCAAGAAUUUUAAAAAUUACAUAGAUAGCUUGAGUAAAACAACAUUCUCUUAUGCUCAAUCAGCCCUAUAUAGGGUCUUUUGCUUCAUGACUGCUUCACUCUAUUCUACUUUGGAGGUUCCACUUAUAGAUUAUUGGAACUUGCAGUUCUGCCCUCUGCAUUCCAAGAUCAUUGUGGAUAGGUGAUCUCCCCUUAAAAGGUUAUAAUUAGCAGAUUUUUAAAAGUCAAUACUCAUAGAAACAGUUCCAAUGAUAGUUGUCUGUGAAUGUGAAUCUAUAUGAAUAUACAACUACAUAUUCAUUAUUAUUCUUAUUACUAUUAUUACCAUUAUAGUAGAGAGAUCAAUGGACUAGGAGUUGGGACAUCUGGUCUCAUUUUUGACUCUACCAUUAACUAGCUGUGUGACCUUUAAUUUCUGGGUGUCAGUUUCUUUAUCUAUAAAAUUAAUGCUUUGAUUUAAAGAAACCUUUUGUGUAGAGGAUAAGGAUUUGGGUAUAAUAUAUCAGAAGUUUUAAAUAGACCAGAGUCAUUUGAUGCACCACAACUGGGAAAGAGUUGGAGUACUGUCAACUGAAGUUCAGUGUAAUCUCUCCACAGGCCAGUUGCUCUAGAGCUAGAAAUUGGAGAGCAAAUAACUGGCAUUUGUGGAGCCAGAAGCAAAGGAGAGGCUAACCAGAGAGUGAUGAUCAGGGGAGCCUGAUUGCCUCACUUGGUGAGGUCCCACUCAAAGUAGUCAUUGAAUUACAGAGAUAAUAUUGGUCACUAAAGGAAGAAUGGCCUAGGGUAGUGCAGGAUAGAGCAUCCUUUGUAUAAUUUGUAUAACUAAACUUUUAUGUUUUAUCACAAUGAAGGCAGUAGACUAGGGGACCUUAAGGAUCCCCAUUAGCUCACACAUUCUCUGCUUCCAAGUUAGUCAAGUAUUAAGGCUAGAGUUCAGCUUUCAGGGAAUAGCUCAUUUUCUUUAUUAUUUGCAUUUGCUAUUUAAUGAAAGCUAUGUGUAAAACGGACCUUUCUGCAGCUCUUGAAUUUCAGAAACAGUAUAUUGUAAAAUGUUAUACAAGCAUAUAUAUUACUAAAAUGUCUAAUACUAUGCUUUUUUUUGUUUUCCAACAUUAACUUCUCAAUAUACCUCAACCAUGUAGAAACCUCCCUUAUAAACAAUCAAAAACAGUUGAACAAAACGAGUUGACUUGAGGACAGUAUGUGGUAGCAUAUGCAGUAUUCUGCCUUCAAAGACUGGAGAACAGGGAAGGGAGUUUUAUUAUUAUUUUGGAACCAAGAUUGGUGGAUAUAUUGAAUCUGAAUUCUGAUGUCCCUUAAUGUUGUUUGCAUUUAUAUCAUUUUCAUUGUCUUUAUAUUUUCCUUCCAUUCAUAAAAGUGUUCCCAUGUUUCUAUGAAUAAUUCCUAUUUGUAAUUUCCAGUGGUCCAAUAAUCUGUUAUAUUGACAUAGCCUAAUUUCUUUGGGCAUUUUCUUAAUUAUUAGGUACUUUUGUUUCUCAGUUUAUUUGGUUUUUUGGUGGGUUUUUUGUUUGUUUUUUGGUUUUUUUUUUACUGAUCCUUUAGUCAUUUAGAGAAAACUCACUUUGGAGAUCUUACCAAUGUACUAUGUGCAGUUAUGAUUCAUGAAUGAAAUGAUGAUGACCCUUUCACAGGGAGAUAUUCAGUAAGGUUUGUGAUGCCUUCCAUUUGGCAGAUUUUCCUACCUCCAAUAAAAUUUCCUAGAUCAGGUUCUAGGAUUAGCUAUCUUGUUCUAAGUGAAACAGUAGAAAGUAUAAGUUGAAAGGAUAGUAGCAUUUUUUGAGCUAAAAGUUAGUUAUACUAUAACUAACAUAUGUUUUAUAACAUAAAAGUUAUAUGGCAUAGUUAGUAUAACCCCUUCAUUUUACAGAUGAAGAGACUCAUGCUUGGAGUGGCGAAGCUAAUUAAGUCCACACAGCAAAUUGGUAGUUUUGAGUUCAUCAGCUCUUACUUUGAUUUUUCAUAUAAAAAGUGCCAAACAGAUUCACUCUGAAUCCCCAAAGCAUAAAGGACCUUAAAUGUUUCUAUUUCUCACAUGUUAUCAUAGGUUAUCCAUACAGUAAGGAUGGCAUCACACUUAAGACAAUAAUUACCAGGUGGCACUGGAAGAAGGAUGCUUAGGUGGUGUGAAAUUGGAUACUUUGAUGUCUAGGCCAGUGUCUCAGUCCUCAACUCACUUGUUGACACAAUUCAUGAUUAUGAUAAAUCCUGUCAGUUAAGUGGUCCCAGACCAAUGAAGGAAGGAGAAAGAGAAGAAAUACCUAGGUCGGAGAUUCCCUCAUUGGCCAAAUUGAAUAUUUCUGUUUUUACAGUCACAACAGCCUGUUAUAGGCCAUGAGCAUUGGGCCUAUGAAAGACCCAUGUUUUUACAUACCUUAAUUCAUCCCCACCCCUUGUGGGAUCAUGGUCUAUUCCAAUUCCUUCCACCUCCCAUUAUAUAAGAAGGUCCAGAUUGAUAAAGUUCAAUUUAAUUCAAUAACCAUUCACUAAGCGCUUACUAUGUGCCAGGUACUGUGACUUGUUCAAGGUCACUCAGAUAGCAAGGGACAUCCUUCCACUCCAAGUCCCAGUGAUUUUUCUUUCUUUUUUAAAACUAAAUAUCCUUUGUUUUUACAAAUUCAGUGCUUUAUCCUCCACCUCUAUACAAACCAAAUAUUGUACACAAUUAAGAACAUCAUAAAGAUGUUGUGGGUGUAUUCUAUGGUUGAAAAAGAGCCUCAGCUCUGUCACUUAUUACCUAAGUGACCUUAGUGAGGUCACUUCACUCUGAGGUGUUUAGGUUUCCCAUCUGUGAAAGGAAGAGGUUUUCCUUGGAUGACCUCUAGGGUUUCUUCCAGCUCUAUGUGUAUGGUGCUAUCAUGUAAGCUCCUUGAGGGCAGGUACUAUUUUUCACCUUUUGUCUUUGUAUCCUUAAGGCCUAGCAUAGUGCCUUGCGUAUAGUAGCUACUUUAAAAUGUUUUGUUAAAUUGUUUGUGAGUUAAUACUUGCCAGGAUGCACUUAGCAAAGUUGGCAUUGUCAGAUGGUUCAACAAGAGAAAUUGGUUUUAUCAUCACAAGUGGCAUGACAAAGAUGGAUUCCGCCCUGAUUUCCCCGCUCCACCCUAAGGACCAUUGGGCCUUUCCUGUACAGCAGAAGCUUCCUGUAUGUGUUAUCUACUCCUAUUUAGAAUAUGAGCUUAAAAGCAGGAACUGUCUCAACUUUGUGUUUGUAUUCCCAGCACUUAGUGCAGUGCAUUGCAUACAGUAAGAACUUAAUAAACGCUUUUUCAUUCAUUCAUAACGCA